AUGGCUCAUUCUCUGGUAGAAUCUCUGAUGUUAAACAAGAAGGAAACAUGCAAGGAUGAUAAAAUCACGGAAGCAGAUGCCCCUCAGAAUUCUGUCACCUUUGUUUAUCAAACCAGAGUAGCAGAAUCAUUGCGAAGUGUAACAGUUUCCUGGUGCAGGGACCCCACAGACCAUUUCCUUUCCAUGACUGUGGAUAACACAUUGAAAGAAAACAAGUUCUCCUGCAGGAUUGAUUUGGAAUCAGGGCAGUCUUGGGGGAAAAAGGGUCUCAGAUCCUUUGAAAUGGCAGGUGCAAGAGUAGACAUUUACUGGGAUCUUCGACGCGCAGAAUUCACCACAAGUCCACAACCUAACUCAGGUUAUUACAUUGCCUUGGUUUACAAGAAAGAGAUGCUUUUGUUGUUGGGAGAUUUAGAGAAUGAUGCUUUGAUAAGAACCAAAUCAAAACCAUCCCUAGAAGAGGCUACCUUGGUAUGCAAGAGAGACAAUGUGUAUGCGAAGAAGAUGUUUUGUACCAGAGCCAUUCUGGAAGAUGGUAAGACAGAAUAUGAUGUUGUGAUUGAGACUUCCCUGUCGGGUCCUGAUGAUCCAGAAAUGUGGAUUAACAUAGAUGGUAUGUUGGCCAGCAGAAUAAUGAACUUACAUUGGAGAUUCAGAGGGAAUGAAGUAGUGAUGGUGAAUAAUUUCCCUGUGCAAAUCUUCUGGGAUGUGCAUGAUUGGCUUUUUACAAAUGAACUUGGUCCAGGCCCUGCCUUCUUUGUUUUCAAGCCAGGCGUUUUGGAAACUACCAGCGAUUCUAAUGCCAAAGAAUGCCAAGAAGGAACAGGAGGUAGCAGCAGAGGUGAACUUCUAGAGGAUUCAUCCACCACAGGAUUUUGCCAUUAUCUGUAUGCUUGGAGAACUGCUUGA
Sphenostylis stenocarpa is the source of this 909-nucleotide messenger RNA. The record is from the annotation of a GenBank genome assembly. NCBI's taxonomy places the organism in Eukaryota, Viridiplantae, Streptophyta, Magnoliopsida, Fabales, Fabaceae.